CUAGACCAAACAAAAUUGGAUCGGACGAAUCAACUCAUCUAACCUAACUGUAGGCGCGGAGAAUAUAUUCCAAGUCACUCAAAUUUGUGUUGUCUUAAACCCAAAAUCUACAGCUCCCAACUCUGAAUUUUGAUCAAAGCAAAGGCUUUGGAUUAUAUUUGAUCAAUGGAGAAGAAAAAUGAGCUUGGAGGUUUGCUAGAUAUUCUUCCUCCUGUCGACUUCUGUUGCUCGUAUGGAUCAUCUCUCCUUCCUAACAACAAUGACAAGGGUUCAAUGGUAGACUACAUGAUAGGAGUGUCAGAUCCCUUGCAGUGGCAUAAUCAGAAUUUGAAAAUGAAUAGGAAUCACUAUGCCUCAUGGAUGAUGCAAUUUGGUGGACCAAAAGUGAUUACGGGAGUUGCUGAGAGUAUUGGAGUUGGAGUACACUUUAACCCAUAUGUCACUUGGGAAGACAGGAUGGUCAAGUACGGUGUUAUUCGAAUGCAUAACUUGGUACAGGAUCUUUUGAACUGGGAAAGCUUCUACUUAAGUGGGAGAUUGCAGAAACCGGUUCAUAUACUUGCAGACAGUAUAGACAUUGAAAAUCUGAACUUGAAUAAUCUGAGAGCCGCGACUUCUACUGCACUUCUUCUUUUGCCAUCAGAAUUUAGUGAGGAAGAUCUUUAUGCUAAAAUCUGUAGCCUCUCCUAUAUGGGUGAUUUGCGGAUGUUUUUUGCAGAGGACAAGAACAAGGUGAAAAGAAUUGUUCAAGGGCAAUUUGAUUUAUUUCAAAAGAGUUACAAGCCAUUUAUCGAUGAAUAUGCUGCCAAAGACUUGCUGAGAUUCUCAUCGUCCAGUGAUCCUAAAGUACAAAUAGCUCAGGACUGUGCUUUACCUGCAACCCGCUCUCUUGUUUCUUCUCUACCUUCAUCAGUCCGAAGCGGAAUGGGGAUGAGAUUAGGAGAUGAAGUAAAAGUCAGUGAAUCAGGUCGAGUGAUCCGUGAAGUUGUAAUCGGCUCAAGAGAAGAGACUGUAGAGUGUCUUCGAAAGGUGCUGAGGCGCAAAGUAAUGGUCUCAAGUGCAAGACAGGCUUUUGCUGGUUUAUUGUCUGCUGGUGCUGUCAACUCAGCUCAGUAUCUCACAAGAAAGAUGGGCAAAGCUUUGAAAUCCUGGAUGUGAAGCUUUUCUUCUACUGCUUUGUUCUACUUCACUGUGUUUCACCCUAAAUUAGGUUGCUGUAGUUGCCAGCGAUAUUUAAGAGUCUUUUAGCUGAUUUUGGCUUCCCUUUUAUGCUAGAUGUGUCGGAUGACACUUGAAAGGGCGUCAAUGCAAAACCUUAAUCAUUAACUUUGAAUUCUUACAUUUCUAGUUUUUUUUUUUAUUCGAAAAACAAACCAUUUCUGCUUCAAAA
This is a messenger RNA of Papaver somniferum (opium poppy), 1390 nucleotides long. Its product is annotated as phosphatidate cytidylyltransferase, mitochondrial-like. The transcript has 11 exons. Gene Ontology annotation, cellular component: mitochondrion. Gene Ontology annotation, molecular function: phosphatidate cytidylyltransferase activity. The coding region runs from base 166 to 1158 and encodes 330 amino acids. The record is from RefSeq and is a predicted model, not a curated record. Lineage: Eukaryota; Viridiplantae; Streptophyta; Magnoliopsida; Ranunculales; Papaveraceae. Gene Ontology annotation, biological process: cardiolipin biosynthetic process; CDP-diacylglycerol biosynthetic process.